AUGGCUUCCAGAGGAAAGACGGAGACAAGCAAAUUAAAGCAGAAUUUAGAAGAACAGUUGGAUAGACUAAUGCAGCAAUUACAAGAUCUGGAGGAAUGCAGAGAGGAACUUGAUGCAGAUGAAUAUGAAGAAACCAAAAAGGAAACGCUGGAGCAACUAAGUGAAUUUAAUGAUUCACUGAAGAAAAUUAUGUCUGGAAAUAUGACUUUGGUAGAUGAACUAAGUGGAAUGCAACUGGCUAUCCAAGCAGCUAUCAGCCAGGCCUUUAAAACCCCAGAGGUCAUCAGAUUGUUUGCAAAGAAACAACCAGGCCAGCUUCGGACAAGGUUAGCGGAGAUGGAUAGAGAUCUCAUGGUUGGAAAGCUGGAAAGAGACUUGUACACUCAACAGAAAGUGGAGAUACUAACAGCUCUCAGGAAACUUGGAGAGAAGCUGACUGCAGAGGAUGAGGCCUUCUUGUCAGCAAAUGCAGGUGCUAUUCUCAGCCAGUUCGAGAAAGUCUCUACAGACCUCGGCUCUGGAGACAAAGUUCUUGCUUUGGCAAGUUUCGAGGUUGAAAAAACAAAAAAAUGA
This is a messenger RNA of Pipistrellus nathusii (Nathusius's pipistrelle), 573 nucleotides long. NCBI's taxonomy places the organism in Eukaryota, Metazoa, Chordata, Mammalia, Chiroptera, Vespertilionidae. The record is from the annotation of a GenBank genome assembly.